AUGAACAACCUUCCAACAAGUCAAUCUCAGUUGGUGACUCUCAAAGCAAAUUCAGAGAGGAUUGAAAAGGCCCAAGGUGAACUUUUCAACUUACGGUCCCAGUUCAAUACCUUUGGGAGAGAAUUAGUGACCCAAUUCAAAGAGUUACCCGAGCAAAUCAGAAAACAAUACACGGAACACGUUACAAAUAGCUCACUUGCUUUCAAGACCAAGCUUGAAGUCAAACUUAAUUCCAAUGUCCAGCAAGCAAUUCACAACGUUCAGGAUGCCUUUCGGCAUGAACUUGAUAAAGCUGUUGCAAUGAAGAAUUAUGUCACCAAUGACAGAAUUCAGGACAAGAUCAAUCACUUGUCGCAAUCCAGUCAGGUCAGGAUUGCAGAACUGACUUCGAUGUGGGAAACCAAAUGUUCAAAACUACAAGGGAAUCUUGAUGGACUAGCUACAGAAACUUGUGAUAAAAUCGUUAACGACCUAAGAAAUGCUGAGAAAAACUUCUGCAAUCUUGAAAGCAGAGCUUCGCAUUUAGAAAAUCAUAUGAAAAAUUAUCCUCAAGUCAACUUGAAAGAAGAAAACCAGAUUGUCUUGGCUGGAUCGAUUGAUCACAAACAAAUCAUGCGAGCCAACGCUGAACAGAUUGAAAGGGAGUUACACAGGAGAGACUUGAGAUUUCAAUGA
This is a messenger RNA of Puccinia graminis f. sp. tritici CRL 75-36-700-3, 675 nucleotides long. RefSeq lists its product as uncharacterized. NCBI's taxonomy places the organism in Eukaryota, Fungi, Basidiomycota, Pucciniomycetes, Pucciniales, Pucciniaceae. The record is from RefSeq and is a predicted model, not a curated record. The coding region runs from base 1 to 675 and encodes 224 amino acids. The transcript has 3 exons.